UGACGUACAACACAUUCAUGUCCGGAAGAUUAUUUAUGUAAAAAUGGCACCAAGAGCACUGACAGUUUGUUGUGAUAUUGUAAGAUGGUUUCCUGUUGUUUUUAUUUCAGCCAUAAUAGCUUGGUCUUACUACGCAUAUGUUGUCCAAAUGUGUAUUUUCACUGUGCCUAAUAUAGCAGAGAAAGUUAUAUAUCUGUUGAUAUACCACCCUAUACUUGUUUUGUUUUUGUGGUCAUAUGGAAAAACUAUAUUUACUCCAGUAGGAUCAGUUCCUAACCAGUUCUACCUAUCUAAAUCAGAUGCUGAAAGAAUGGCCAGGGAGUCAGAGGAGGGCCAGAAAGCUAUUUUAAUUAAUGCUGCCAAAGAGUUACCUGUCCUGAAUAGAACACAUUCAGGCAGUCCAAGGUACUGUGAAAAGUGUCGCUGUAUAAAGCCAGACAGGUGUCAUCACUGUUCUGUAUGUGGCCAAUGUGUGUUAAAGAUGGACCAUCACUGUCCAUGGGUCAAUAAUUGUGUAGGCUUCUCUAACUACAAGUAUUUUGUAUUAUUUCUGGGAUAUGGAUUACUGUAUUGCCUCUACAUUGCUGCAACUAGUUUACAGUAUUUCAUAUUAUUCUGGAAGAGUGGAGUUUCCAAAGAAAUGGGUCAUUUCCAUAUAUUAUUUUUGUUCUUUGUGGCUGUGAUGUUUGGUAUAAGUCUCAUAUCCUUGUUUGGCUACCACUGUUAUUUAACAGCCAGCAAUAGAUCUACUCUAGAAUCCUUUAGAGCUCCCAUAUUUCAGAGUGGACCAGAUAAAAAUGGAUUCAGUCUGGGAAAUUAUAACAACUUCACAGAAAUUUUUGGUGUAGAUAAAAAAUCAUGGUUUUUACCAAUAUUUACAAGUGGUUCUGAUGGGGUGUCCUUUCCCACACGAAACAAUCUUCAGGCUAACAGUAACAAUUCAUACCAAACUAUGGGGGAAACACCCACGCCCAGUGCUGGUGAUGGUGUGUCAUAUCCUACUCGUACAAUAGAUCUAGACUCUGAUGGUCUUCUGGCAGACCGACAACGGUGGAUGGAGGAGGGGGAAUCAGAUGGGGGAGGUACUAUGUUUUCUGGGUCAAGUCAGCAACAUUUGAUCAAUGUUCAGGAAUGACCAUAAACAUGGACUGGAGAACAUAUGGUUCACAUGAAAAUGGUGGAUAUAACAUGGCUUAACCAGAGCCAUAUAUGAACAAGCAUAAUCAAUAACUCUCUACCAUCACUAGAGAGGGUUUGAUGGACCAUUCCUAUAUGUCUCUUAUAAGAAAGAGGAUAAUCACUUUUAUUAUCUAGCUGUCUGCUGCAAUAAGCAUUUUGUAUCAUUUGAUACAAAAUUCCAGAAACUAUACAUUUUCACUCAUUUGGGGGAAAAUUAAUUUCCCCACCCUUCAUAAUGUGUAAAAAUAACAAUUAAGACCUUACUGUAUGUUAUCUGUUACAAUCACUUAAAAGAUUUCAUAACUGCCGCUGUCUACUUACAUUAGUACCAAAUGAGAAGUUUCUCAGAAUUUUUUUUUCCAAGAUGAAAAGAAAUUUCUAAGAUUUUUUUUUUUGCUUUUAGAAGAGACAAUAGUUAUACAGUAAAUGAGGAAUUUACUUAUUGACGUUAUCUAUGGUUGAAUUAAACAUUGUGUUUUAUCAAUAAAUUUUCUUUAAUAAGAAAUUUUAUACUGACACACAGUCUCUUAUGUAUUUCUAUACCUUACAUGUAUAUUUAUAUCUUUGAAAAAUUAUCAACAAUAAGUUGUCCUGAAUAUUGAUGAACUUAAAGAUAAUUCAGAUUGAGUUAAAAUCUUUUUUACAAGACACUGUCAUCAAAGAAUAAAUGUCUUUGUGUAUGAAUAUAUGUGUGUGAAGAAUGACUCAUACACAUACAUAUACAUACUAUGUGUACAUUUGUACUCAGGUUUUUGUUAUUCUGUGUGUUUACAUUGUAUUGAUGUGUAGAUUUCCUUGAUGAACUGCUGUGGUUAAAUUAGAAUUUUAAAUGUCUUAAUUUUUGUAAUGAAAUUUUUCUUGAAGUUAGAUUCACAAAGACCUGUUGUUCAGUAUAUUAUUUCUCCACAUUUUCUCUGUGUAAGAUCACUUUAAUGUUGGUAUCCCCAAUUUUUUUUUCAUUUCAGUACUGUAAUUAUGGAAAUAUGAAAUAAAUUUAACUUUUUUUACGUUUUCUAGAUUGUUGACAAUUUGUAAAAUAAUGUCACUUAAAUUUUCAAAAUACAUGUAGUGCUAAUGAGAAUGAAUUAAUAAAACCUGCGACUUUUUUUCUUUAAAAUGUAUUCAAAAUGCUUUUAAUUCAGUUCACAACAAUAAGCAUUUACAUGAUUGUGUUUCCUGUAGAAGAAACAGCUUUUAAAUGUGUUACAUGUAGAUAUAGUUAUUCACAAUAUUUCACGACAUGAACUGUCCCUUUUAAUGAAACAGGGUUUACAGCACUAAAAUUGAUGCUUUAAUGACAUUUUCUGAUAGAAUGUUAAAUUGAGAAUACAAUGUAUUUGUUAUAACAAUAAAUGUUAAAAAUCUC
Saccostrea echinata is the source of this 2545-nucleotide messenger RNA. Its product is annotated as palmitoyltransferase ZDHHC15B-like. Gene Ontology annotation, biological process: synaptic vesicle maturation; protein targeting to membrane; peptidyl-L-cysteine S-palmitoylation. The transcript has 13 exons. Lineage: Eukaryota; Metazoa; Mollusca; Bivalvia; Ostreida; Ostreidae. The record is from RefSeq and is a predicted model, not a curated record. Gene Ontology annotation, cellular component: Golgi apparatus; endoplasmic reticulum. Gene Ontology annotation, molecular function: protein-cysteine S-palmitoyltransferase activity. The coding region runs from base 44 to 1135 and encodes 363 amino acids.